Molecule: messenger RNA, 13386 nt
Organism: Mus musculus (house mouse)
Lineage: Eukaryota; Metazoa; Chordata; Mammalia; Rodentia; Muridae
Gene: Usp6nl
Product: USP6 N-terminal like
Exons: 15
Coding region: 4373-6832 (819 amino acids)
Biological process (GO): plasma membrane to endosome transport; retrograde transport, plasma membrane to Golgi; regulation of Golgi organization
Cellular component (GO): cytoplasmic vesicle; Golgi apparatus; cytosol
Molecular function (GO): small GTPase binding; GTPase activator activity
Source: RefSeq, a predicted model, not a curated record
CUCUCAAGUGUUUACCUAAAUUUUGGUGUAUCAUUUUAUUAUUACAGUUUUGUGUGUGUGUGUGCACUUAUGCAGACGGUGUGGGCACCUGAUUCAAUGUGGGCCCAUGAGCAUGCUGGAGUUGCACCUCAUGAAUCGUUCCUUAGGAACCACCUGCCCUGUGUUUCCAUAGAGUGACUCUGACCUGCCUUGCUGUUAGGCUAGGCCGGCUGCCUAUGAGCCUCAGGUACCCUCCUGUCCCCCUCCCUAGGUUAUGCUUGGGUUUAGUUUACUUCCAAGUUGUCCUUUCUUUGGGGGUUUGUUUUCUUGAGGUCUUAAUUGAAAUCAAGGGAUGGUUCACCUAGUCUUUCUGACACUGUGACACUUUGCCUUUAGUGUUGAGGGCUGCCUGCCUAAGUACAGUGCACCCUCUCAGGAGCCUGCCUAAGUACAGUGCACCCUCUCAGGAGCCUGCCUAAGUACAGUGCACCCUCUCAGGAGCCUGUCUAAGUACAGUGCACCCUCUCAGGAGCCUGCCUAAGUACAGUGCACCCUCUCAGGAGCCUGUCUAAGUACAGUGCACCCUCUCAGGAGCCUGCCGAAGUACAGUGCACCCUCUCAGGAGCCUGCCGAAGUACAGUGCACCCUCUCAGGAGCCUGCCGAAGUACAGUGCACCCUCUAGGUGCCUGUCUAAGUACAGUGCACCCUCUCAGGAGCCUGCCUAAGUACAGUGCACCCUCUCAGGAGCCUGCCGAAGUACAGUGCACCCUCUCAGGUGCCUGCCUAAGUACAGUGCACCCUCUCAGGAGCCUGCCGAAGUACAGUGCACCCUCUCAGGAGCCUGCCGAAGUACAGUGCACCCUCUCAGGAGCCUGCCGAAGUACAGUGCACCCUCUCAGGAGCCUGCCUAAGUGCAGUGCACCCUCUCAGGAGCCUGUCUAAGUACAGUGCACCCUCUCAGGAGCCUGCCUAAGUACAGUGCACCCUCUCAGGUGCCUGCCUAAGUACAGUGCACCCUCUCAGGAGCCUGCCGAAGUACAGUGCACCCUCUCGGGUGCCUGCCUAAGUACAGUGCACCCUCUCGGGAGCCUGCCUAAGUACAGUGCACCCUCUCGGGAGCCUGCCUAAGUACAGUGCACCCUCUCGGGAGCCUGCCUAAGUGCAGUGCACCCUCUCGGGAGCCUGCCUAAGUACAGUGCACCCUCUCGGGUGCCUGUCUAAGUACAGUGCACCCUCUCAGGAGCCUGCCUAAGUACAGUGCACCCUCUCAGGAGCCUGUCUAAGUACAGUGCACCCUCUCAGGAGCCUGCCUAAGUACAGUGCACCCUCUCAGGAGCCUGCCUAAGUCCAGUGCACCCUCUCAGGAGCCUGCCUAAGUCCAGUGCACCCUCUCAGGAGCCUGUCUAAGUCCAGUGCACCCUCUCAGGAGCCUGUCUAAGUCCAGUGCACCCUCUCAGGAGCCUGCCUAAGUCCAGUGCACCCUCUCAGGUGCCUGUCUAAGUACAGUGCACCCUCUCAGGAGCCUGCCUAAGUCCAGUGCACCCUCUCAGGUGCCUGUCUAAGUACAGUGCACCCUCUCAGGAGCCUGCCUAAGUACAGUGCACCCUCUCAGGAGCCUGUCUAAGUCCAGUGCACCCUCUCAGGUGCCUGCCGAAGUACAGUGCACCCUCUCAGGAGCCUGCCGAAGUACAGUGCACCCUCUCAGGAGCCUGCUUUGAUUGGGCAUCAGUUUCCAGGAUAAAGAGCCCUAGGGUGCCUCACUCUCCGUUUUGGAUUCCUAGUCUCUUUUGGACAGUGACUGCUCAUUCCUUAGUCUCUUGUUAGUUCUUGGAUAUACCCUUUAAAAAAGUUGUGUUGUUUACAUACAAUAAUGCUUACUAGUCUUGGAUAUAUACAUCCAAGAAUUUUACACUAUAAAAAUCCGAGAAUUUUUAUAGUGUAACUAACGCUGUCCAAUCCAUAGAGUAUUUCUGGUGCUCCAGGGGGUUAUUGCAGUUGUUUUUCAUCAGUAUCGUCUUCCUGUUUGAAUUUACCCAGGACUUAAUUUCUGUCACCAUAGGUUAGUUUUAGAUUUUUAGUUUUCCAAAGAAACAAUGCCAUGCAACAUCCACUGGUUUGUGUUUGGUUUCUUUCAUUCAGCAUUGUAUUCCUGAAGCGAAUUUUAUUUAUGUUGUAUGUAGCUGUUUCUUUUUGUUGUCCAGUAUUUGUUUUAGUUACUCUGGCUACCUGGAAAGUUGUUCACGACUAACUAACGCUUAAGCCAGUGGCAACGUUUGCUUUGCUCACAGCUCUGCACUUUGGGCAGUGUUCAUGUGACUCACUCAGUGUCAGGUUGGUCUGUCUGAAGACCACACCUGCUGUUGUAUAAAGGGCUGGUUCUGUGUCAGAUCAGUGAUAGGACACUGAGGUGCAGCCUUAGACAGUAUGGCUUGAGUUGUUUGCAUGAGCUGUGUGACUCCAUUCCAAGAAUAGAGAGGUUGCGGGUGAGCCACAAAGAAGCUACGUUGUCCUUGUCGCUUGGACUUGGCACUCCUGUGCUAUUAAUGCCUAUGGUAUAGUAAUUACUCCUUGAGACAGUUAUAAGAUGCUCGCCUGUAAAGAAAGAGGGAAAUGGCCCUGGUUUUUGACUAGGAGGGACAAGAUUCUAAAAAAAAAUCAGGCAGGAUCAUACUGCAGUAACUAGCAUCAGAAAAUAGAGAUUGCUACAUUGGUGGCCUAGUCCAUUCUACGUUUAAUAAGCAUCUGGACUGAUCUCAGUUACUCGCUGCUAUAAUACAGCUACUGUGAACAUUCGUACUUGUGUAUUUGUUGGCUAUAUAAAUGCCUUCCUUUUGGCUACCCUAGAAGUGGAAUUGUUCACCAAUAGGUAGAUAUUCAGUUAGCUUUAGUAGUCGCUUAGCAAACAUUGUUCAAAGUGUUGGUGUCACUUUAUCUCCUUGGUAUUCUUAAUGUCUUAAAACUACCUGUGGUGUGGAUUGCUUGGGCAGCCAUUGUCUCACAGGGAGACAGGUGGCCUACAUCUACCAGGGCCUCCUUUCUUCUUUCCUUUUCUUCUUUCUCGAAUGUGUAUAGUUCAUGUGCGUGUGUGUGUGUGUGUGUGUGUGUGUGUGUGCGCCCAUGUUCUCAUGUGUGGGUACACAUAUGUGAAGGACCAAGGCCGGUGUCACUUUGCCUUAUUCACUGACACUGUGUCUCAGCUGAACCAGUUAGCUAGUUCUGUUGGUUUUAAGCUAGCCAUUGUGCUCCAGUGAUUCCCAUGCCACGCCCACCUGUCAUCUCUUGGGUUCUGAUGACCCUAACUUCAUACAGGCACAAUUUCUUAACCCCCUGAGCCAUCUCCCCAGCCCAUGAGGCUUUCAUACACUAUACCCAGGUAGAUGCUUAGUUACUGGAAAGAAGAGAUUAUGUAGAAGGGUGUGAUUGUGAAGUUCUAGGGCAGUUUUCAAAACAGUAGUGUAUGGUAUGUAUUCAAAGAGCAUUGCAUUGGUUACUGAAGCGAGCUUUUUGGAUUUUAAUUUAUUUCUUUUAGGAAUUUCUUUCAAAGGUGUUAACAAUGUAUAUUUGUAUACAUUGUAUAACAAAUAUGUAUAAGCAUAUUUGGUUGAUUGUCAGAACUUUUUAGUGUCAAUUUGAACUCUAAGAUCAUUCUGCAGACUUGCUUGGGGCUUAUUUUCCUGACUAGCAGCAGAGCCCUCUCUCCAAGGGUAGAACUUUGCUGUCAUUGAGGGUUGCCAGAAGAGCACUGCAUAGACGCUGAGACUUAGUGGUGCAUUUACAGUCUCACUGGGAGUUACUGUUCCGUCCCCCUCCGUCAACUCAGUCUUCCCUAGCCUCUUUAAUCACCGUUUUAGACUGGUUUGUCUUCAGCUCAUACCUCCUUUACUGUGAUAGUUGAGUUCUUGGUCCUGCUUCUGCUAAGGAGAUGAGACGCUUUCUCAGCUUCUCCUUUAAUUUGGGUUAGUCUUAAAGUCAUAAAUAACACAAGUUACAAAUAGAACUUCAAUAUUGUGUUUCAACUUCCUUAUUUUAUGAGCCCAAAAAUGUACCAGGACUAUUAAUGCGCACAUCAACUUUAUAUUUAGUUUACCAGGGCACCUUUCACACAGGGUCCCAUGAUAUUCCUGGGUGCCAGUCAGCCUGGAAAGUUUAACUGUGACGUUUGCACACACAGGCCCAGGGAGGCCAAGAGGACCUUGCUGUUGCAGCUUCCUUGUGAGGCCUUGCAUGCAGCCGACCACCGUCUUGCUGGCUUCCAGUUUCAUACAUACUACCCUUCAGAUCGCUGUACUUGCAUCCUUUGGCUCAACAGGAUAUGUAUUCCUCUGAGAAACCCUGGACAGCAGAUCUUGGUUUAAUACUGGAUUGGAACAACACCCACAGAGGUUUGCAGUCAUGAAUUCCGACCAGGAUGUAGCACUCAAACUUGCUCAAGAACGAGCUGAAAUAGUUGCUAAAUAUGACAGAGGGCGGGAAGGUGCAGAGAUCGAGCCCUGGGAAGAUGCUGAUUAUCUUGUUUACAAAGUCACCGAUAGAUUUGGCUUUUUACAUGAGGAGGAGCUCCCAUACCAUAAUGCAGCUGCGGACCGGCAAAAGCAACUGGAAAUCGAAAGGACUUCCAAGUGGCUGAAAAUGCUGAAAAAAUGGGAGAGAUACAAGAACACCGAGAAGUUUCAUCGACGAAUUUACAAAGGAAUUCCACUCCAGCUCCGAGGUGAAGUCUGGGCUCUUCUUCUUGAGAUCCCUAAAAUGAAAGAAGAAACAAGAGACCUUUAUAGUAAAUUAAAACACAGAGCACGGGGUUGUUCACCUGAUAUCAGACAAAUAGACCUUGACGUGAACCGCACAUUCAGGGACCAUAUUAUGUUUAGAGACAGAUACGGUGUUAAGCAACAGUCCUUAUUCCAUGUUCUCGCUGCUUAUUCUAUCUAUAAUACGGAAGUCGGGUACUGCCAAGGGAUGAGUCAGAUCACGGCCUUGCUCCUCAUGUACAUGAACGAGGAAGACGCCUUCUGGGCCCUGGUCAAGCUCUUCUCGGGCCCCAAGCACGCAAUGCACGGUUUUUUUGUCCAAGGUUUUCCUAAACUCUUGAGAUUUCAAGAACAUCAUGAGAAAAUUCUGAACAAAUUUUUGUCCAAACUUAAGCAGCACUUGGAUUCUCAAGAAAUCUACACAAGUUUUUACACAAUGAAAUGGUUUUUUCAGUGUUUCCUUGAUCGAACUCCCUUCAGGCUGAACCUCAGGAUAUGGGACAUCUAUAUCUUUGAAGGAGAGCGAGUCCUUACUGCUAUGUCUUACACAAUCUUGAAACUACACAAAAAGCAUCUGAUGAAGUUGUCUAUGGAAGAACUUGUAGAAUUUCUUCAGGAGACUCUCGCCAAGGAUUUUUUCUUCGAGGAUGAUUUUGUAAUAGAGCAACUUCAAGUUUCUAUGGCAGAACUAAAGCGGGCAAAGUUAGAUCUCCCAGAGCCUGGUAAGGAGGAUGAAUAUCCAAAGAAACCCUUGGGGCAGCUUCCACCUGAGUCUGCUUGUGUUAAUCACUUGAGCAACGGACAAAGAAGUGUUGGCCGGCCCAGCCCCAAAACAAGCAGCAGGAGAGAAGAUGGAUCGCCUCGCAAGAACCAUGAGCACUCUCCUGUCCAUCACAGUAGAAACGGCACACCAGAAAGAGCCGGCCAGUCACGGCGGAAGUCCGUGGAUGAGGGGAGUAAAAAUCUCAAGCAUGAGGCAGAGUCUCAGAGAAAACCUUCACCGGGUAUGCAGGACAGUUCCAGACACUAUAACCAUGCAGCUGCUAACCAAAAUAGCAAUGCAAUUUCAAACGUCAGGAAGGAAUUUAUGCCCAAGUGGAGAAAACCAUCAGAUGCCUCAGCUAUUGAAAGAACUACUAAAUAUGCCGUCGAAGGCAAAAGUCACUCAGCUCUUCCCGCUCUUCCCGUCGCCAUCCCAGGCUCUGCUGAGACCCGAUUGCCAAACUCAAGGCAGAAGAUGAAGGCUUUGGAUGGGGGUGAAGGGAAGCGGGGUUCUAACGCUUCCCAGUAUGACAACGUGCCUGGGGGUGAGAGUGAGCAUGGGGCAUCUGCGGAAGAGGGACCAGAGCGGACUCACCCUCACAGUCCAAGGAAGCACCCGGAGCCAAGUCCCAGUCCUCCAAAAGUACCCAACAAGUUUACGUUUAAAGUGCAGCCUCCCAGCCAUGUACGAUACCCACCCCAGCUACCAGAGGAGGACCACAGAGCUGCAUAUCCACCCUCCUACAGCAACCCCCCUGUCUACCAUGGAAAUUCUCCAAAACACGUCCCUACUGCUCACAGUGGUUUUGUGUCUACACAGAUCAGCCCCAGGCCUCAAAUUAACCCUUCCAGGAGACCUUACGGUUCCUCUCUUUCAGUUGACACUUCUCCAGAGAAAGCCUACAGCCGCCCAACUCCUGUUGUUCUGCCCUCUAGUCGAAUUGAAGUCCUUCCCAUUGACAUGGGUGCCAGGGGCUACGGCAGUUCGGGGUCACCAAAGAAUGGACAGUUCAUCCUUCCUCCGGUGGACUAUUUGCCAGAGAACAGAAAAUGGUCAGAAGUUAGUUACACAUACAGACCGGAGAUGCAUGGCCAAUCAUGGACUCGGGAUGCUCACCGUAGCCACUUAAGCAAUUUACCAAACUAUGCAGCCUUUCAGCACAUACCGUUUCAGGCCCAUGGCCUUCCAGAAGUGUCUGUAGACAGUCCAGUGAGGUAUAAGAUGUCUGCAGCUGUGGAAGAUGCCAGUCCUCCUGGGUAUCCAUAUGCAGGGCCCUCACCUUCCGCACAUCACUACAGAAAUGGAGAGGGACUUUCUGUGCAGGAAUCAGUGUUGCUGUGAGCGUGUGGCUGUAUUCACUGACAAGAGAAUAGAAACAAUAUGCCCACAUUGCUAUGUUUAUAAUUGCCAGAGCAGUAUUUUUUAUAUUGUAAACAGCGUGCGCAGCUCAGUGUGUGUCAGUGAUAAGAGUGUGGGAAGGCUUCAUCCUCUGCAGAGGCUGCUGAAGAAGAGUGGGUCAGCUGCAUCCUGGCUGAACCUUUAAUAGGGGACCCUGGGGACCCAGCAGUAGCACGAGGGCUGCACACACAGGGCGGCUCUCUGUGCUGGUCCCUUCGUAGCUCCCCAGACCCGCUCUGUUCCGUUGCUGUUAGAACAGUAGACUACUGACCGCUAUAGAGCAGAUACUCUGAGGGCCGACCCUCGCCUUUUCAUAGACAGACGAGGCAACUGCAUAUAGGUUUUGUCUUUAAAACCACCUUUAAUCUAGAUACAUAGACUAACAGUGGAUUUUUUUUAACCCUUUAUCUUUCUGCCCACCCUGCCCAAACAUAUUUUAACCCAGGUUCUAAACUGAAACUGACUAGAGAUGAAUCCAGCGCCUGACAGAAUGUCAUUCUCCUUCAGUUGCUGCCAUUUUAUCUCCUCCUGAAAGCUAAAGGCUCACCACUUGAUGGUGCCUAAAGUGGGUCGGUUACCCGAGUGAGCGGCUGCACAGUGCUCACUGAGUCCCCUCAUCUCCAGCAGUCUUGGUGCUGCUGUGCCCCGGGCUCUGGUCUGGCCGGGUGUGAGGGAAGUCAGACCUUGCAGGGCCCCAGGCCGCAGAAGAUUGCAUUUCACAGUCGUGGGGAAGCAGCUCUAACCAUAAGGAAGGCUGCUUCUCACCCUGCUUCCCCUUCUCACAGGCUUUCUCUGGCACUCGGUCUUCACAGAGCACAGUGGGUGGAUACUGCUAACACUUACUGGGCCCCGGUCGAAAUUGUGAAAAAUACCCUAAUGAUUAAUAAGGAAUUUUAAUCUAGAAUUUUGAUCUUUGUAAAAAAAGGGGAAAAAGGGUAGUUUGUUUCAUACUUUUGGAAUUUUUUUUCAGUGAAAAAUAACUGAAGUUCAUGGUUUUUAAAAAAGGUGAUGAUUCCUUUUAUGCUAUCACACACUACUGUCACCGAGACACUGACAAAGUGCUGGGUUCUCCAAGAGCGAUGGCGGCGUCUGUGUAGGUGCUCGCCCACCGUUACCCUCUUCUUGUAUCUGAAUAUCAGAAACUAGAAAGUCCAACAGUGACACUCCCCCUGCUCCAAGGUGGGGACUUAAGUUUGUGAGGUACAAGAAUAUGUUUUCAUGAAAGUAACAUUGUUUAUCUAGCAAACGUGACAAUAUUUUUAUGUAUAUAAUGAUUCUAAUCUAAGUUAAUUAAUGUGGUAAUGAUGUUAUUAAGUGUGGAAGCAAAUGCAGUAUAUUAAAGGUGAACACCACACUGAAACUCCCAACUCCUGACAGAAUAACCAGGCUCUUGAUUUAGAUCAUGUGGAAGGUGAGAUAUAAAUGUAUAUAGACAUGUAGCUGAGGAUAUUAAUUUCAGUCUUAAAGUGUGACUUGUAAGGAGCCAAGCUGUACAGUUUAGUUCAUGAUGGCAGCUCUCUGCCUCUUCAGAAAGUAUAUAUCAUAGUGGUAAAUAAUGUAGAUUAUAUAUAUACAUAUAUAUAUAUAUAUAUGCUAUAUAUGGACACACUAUUUUCUUAUGUCAUCUAUGGCAUUUUUUUAUCUGUAUACUUUUUGAUGUGGUUGAUUGUUUUUAACAUGCUAAAAGUAAUCCGUGUAUUUUGUUCUGUGUCUUCUGUGUGCAGCUUCCCCGUGGCAAGUGUGUCCUGGCCUUGCAGGGCCUGGCAGAUGCACCACGGGCUCACCAGCAGCGUUUACCCACGCUGUGCUUCUCUGCUUGCAUUUCCAGGGAGACCGUGUUUUGAACCGCAUCACCUUUCCUUGGCUUAAGCAUUCGUUACUAAUGGCAGGAAAGUCUUCCCUUCUAUAAGAUAUAUAUCUCUGUUAGCUUCAAGUAGGAAAUUUUAAUUUAAAAUUAUUUUGCCACUAUAAAAUUUUAUUUUAAAUUUAUUUUUAAAUAAAAGAAAUGAUAAGAGAAAUAAUAUUGACAAAGUGAUUCAAAAUCUAUUUAUAGAAAGGCUUGCUGGGGACAUUCCAGGCAGAUGAGCAGCCAUGCCCCAUAACGGCGUGCCCACAGUGGCCGGGCCAUGGCUUAGGCUUCCCUCAUGGUCACUUUGCCCAUUACGUCAGAAGUAAGUGUCUGGGUGUGGUAGUAUAAGUUUCUUAAGGAAUUGUCCUGCUGACCUGUAUCUAACUAAUGAACUUAAGGGUCUGGGUUUUUUUUUCUUUUGUUUGUUUGUUCAUUUUGUUCAUUUGUUUGUUUAUUUUGUUUUUAAUUAUCAAGUCUCACCCCAGACCACUUAAAUCCUAUCUUUGGUAAAACGCAGGUAUCAGAGAAGCAUAUUUCCCUUGUGUCUCUUAAUACUGUCAUCUUGAAACUCUCUCUAGGAAAAAUGCCCAAGUUGUCUUCUGUUUCUAUUGUGGGAUGUUUAAAAAUGGUUUGUUGUUGUUGUUUUGGUUUCUGAAGACAGUAUUGCUAUAUAUCCCAGUCUGACCUUACUGUGUGUUUGAGGCUAACCUAGAAAUUGAGGUGGAAAAAAAAAAAGGCCGGGCGGUGGUGGCUCACGCCUUUAAUCCCAGCACUCGGGAGGCAGAGGCAGGUGGAUUUCUAAGUUCGAGGCCAGCCUGGUCUACAGAGUGAGUUCCAGGACAGCCAGGGCUACACAGAGAAACCCUGUCUCAAAAAAAAAAAAGAAAGAAAGAAAGAAAGAGAGAAAUUGAGGUGACCCUCCCUCAGCCUCCAGAGGACUGAGAUAUGUGUGUGCACCUCCCAUCUCGCUCAGCACAGGGUUUCUGUGGGAUGAGUUUGAUUCUCUUGUUCUCACUGCUGAACUGGUGUUUAAAAUUCUUCGCAGGUCAGAAGUUUGGGAACUCAAAAGUGACAUCAGGAAAGUUAGGAAAAAGUCCACUGUCAACAUUAUCAGCUCUCCUCAUUUCGAGCUAUCUGCUAGUCACAGCUGAAUAGCUUUGAGGAAGGAGGUGUGGCCCCCUCACACCCAGACACCCAGACACUUAACCACUCCUGCAAAGCAGAUAGAGCCUUCAGUUUGCCAUUACCCACUGUGGUCUGCUUUUCAGCCUAGCAAUUUGAGCUCUCAGCAGUGAGAAGACCCCGCCCUGCCUUCAUUAGAGCUAUCAAUACUGAGUGGCUAGAACUCCAGGGACUGUGUGGGUUGCUCUGUUUUCUUACUGGAAUGCCUUCUCCGGAACUGUUGCGGUUUCAUUCUCUGUCAUCAGGGCUAUUUUCUACAGACCUUGAGCCUCAAAACCUGUUCUACCAUUGAAGGAGAGGAAGAUUGAAGUUGGCUUACAUUUCUACAGUGUUAGGGGCGUAGGAGAAUUGGGGCCAACAUCCCAUCAGAAGAUUCGUGAGUCAGUGUAGUUUAGUGUCAAAGCAGCUUGUGUUGGGGCGUGUGGGACUUGAGGAUUGGGGAUUGACAGGUUUCAUCAUCGGAUAGACAUUUGGUUAUCCAGAGAGAAUUGGUAAUUUGCCAGCGUAAGGGACCCAAAGCCACCAGUGAGUACAUGCCCCAGAGAUGGUGGCCAAGCAGAGCAGUCACCCACAAGGCAGAGUUACUCGUGAGAAAGGGCAGCAGUGUUGUGUGCAUCUGUCAGUCAGGUUGUAUGGGCUGGAGGCUGGCAGGUCUGCAUGGUAGGCUGAGUUUGCUGUCCAAUAGCUGUGUGACUUUGGGCAAGUCCCAGUCACCUUCCUGGCCUCACUGUCCUCAGCUGUAACCUGGGCAUUUGAGAGGUACAGGCAGAAGAGAAGACAAUCAUGGUCUGAUUAGUUGAGUGACAGGAGUUAACAGUGAUAGUGGUUUGAGCUUUGUGUCUGUGACUCUUGUCUUCAUGGAGAUUCCAUUCUGACCCACUUCCUCAUGUCUAAACUGAAGGUGGGGUGUUUUUUUGUUGUUGUUGGUUUGGUUUGGUUUUGGUGUUAGCUUUGUUGUUGUUCGGUUGGUUUUUGAUUGUUGCAUUUUUCCUGUUUCUUAGGAUUGAGUUGAUUGGUUUGACGUGUUUGGUUCAGUGUCACGCACUGAUACAUGUUCUCUGUAAUUACAUGUCACCACACCAGGCUUUAGUGGCCAGGAGGGAUUUGACCUUGUUCCCAAGGGAUUGAGAGUCUAGUGAGCAGCCCAGGGGCAAAGGCAGUCAACUUGCAUGUGAUACAAGACAGGCCAGGCAGAGCUGGUGUGACUUGAGGUGGCGCCAGCCUCUCAGGCAUGGUGGCUGGGUUGGUGAUAUACAGUGCAGCAGAGCUGCCCUCAGACGUGGGACUGCAGAGUCUGUUUGGAUUUGACACGGGGAGUCCUUGCUGACCUCCUGUCUCCCUAGAGCACAAACAGGAGGGGGCAAGCCCCUUGAAGGUUUGGAUGGGAUGAGAUGGACAGUUACUGUAAUGAAGGACAAAGGGAACCAGGGACGGGGAGGAGGCAUAGUCUGUGGUGACAGACAAUGCUAAGGAGGGAUCGCUUUGCCUGCCGGGUUCUCAAGGCUCUCUACAGGUUGCCUCUUGUACUCAGAAGUAUUAAACACUGAUUAUUAAACCUUCUGCGAUGCAGCCUUGACUUAUUUGUGGGAAAUCGCAAUCAGAGUACAAAGCAGGGAGAUGGAGCAGAUUGCACACGAGCAUCAACUUGGUAGAGCAGCUGUUCAAACACUGCCAUCAUGAGCCAUACAGGAGGAGCCCAGAACAAGGAAAGGGUCCAUGUGCACGAGUGGGGGUGGAGAGGACUCUGCCACAUGAUAAAUGUCACGUGGCAGCAAGCAACGACUUGAGGGAGUUAAGGACCUCUGGUACUGAUGAGUGGCUGCAGUCUUGGCAGGUGGCAGAGUCCUUCUGGGAUUCAAUUUUCAGAUGUAUGCCCAAUGGCAGCCGGCAGAGUCUGAACACAGUUCUCUCUGCUCCAUAUUCUGAGGGUAGGGCGCCCCGCCCUAGGCUGCUUGCCACCUCUGCGGGGACCUUGGGGGUCAAGUGGUGGGAAAGCACAGGUGAGUAGGAAGACCCUGUUUAGGGAGCAGACAGGAGUGGGAAGGACCAGCAACCAUGUGUUUACCUACUUCUGUGGCAAGGACCAAAAGAAGUGGUACCCAGAGCCAUGAGUGCCAUAAAGCAAUCACCUUGGCCCAAAGAUGGCUCUCAAGAGAAAAGAUGGGACUUGGAGUGGCCAUGUGUUGGGUGUAGCCAUGAGAACAGGCGGAGGGAGGCUUACAACCAUGAGAGGCCAGACAGCUGUCAAGUGCUGAUGUGGGUACGGACAGCUGACUCUGAGGCCAUAAAGACAGACCUACCGGAGCAGUGUGAAAAUGGUACCUGUGAGCAGCACUCUAGUCACCUUUGAGACAGAGUCUCGGUGGUUCUCUGCGUUUGUCAGGUUGGCACAGUGAUCCAGAGGCCAUUAAGUCUGCACAGUAGCAUGAAGUUGGCAUGAAGUUAACAAGGCUCUGGGCUUGAGGAGCACGCUUGGGAGCCUCGGGUUUCCCGAAGCCUUGCUAGACUCAGGCUCAUGAUGUCACAGAUUUUCCUGACAAUGACUAGAGCAUGGGCCCUCAGUGAGACAGGUGGAUGUUUCACUAGGGAAGGGGCUAAUGUCACUGUUAAGGAGUUUUUUUCCUAUUUAAAUGAGCAAAAUACCCUGUGCAAAUGGGCCAAUAGUAUAGAAGCUCACAAAGAUGGACCUAAAACGAAACACUUUUACCAAACCUGCUCCAAAUCCCCAUCCAACAGAGACCUGAAAUGUAAGUGGCUGGCAACAGUGGCGUUCUAAAAUGUGGGCAUUUCCAGAAUCAGAAUCUACAUAUUACAUGAUCAGGUCCAGCCAUACAUGUUAAAGGAUGUUUUGCGCUGUUCUUUUCAACAGAGCAAAACAAAACAAGAAACCCAGAACCUGAGUGAGUUUGGAUAUAUGACAGGAUAGGGUGCGCUACACUCAUAUAAAGGAAUUCUCCUGCUUUUACAAUGUGUAGGUAGUUUUAUAUGCACUGAUGGUUUUAUAUGAUACCUGCGUUUUUGCUGACUGAUGUCACAGAAAGUGUUCCCUGACUCCAGUUGGCCUGCGACGACAGGUCUGCCUCAGCAGCACGCUCUCAGGACUGGGGAUGAGGGUGGCUUAGAGACUGAGCUAUCAGGAAGGUUAGGAGACGUUCCUUUUGCAAAGACUUUGAGAGCAAGCAGUGGUUGGCUCACAAUGUCCUAUAACUCCAGUUCUACAUUCCAGCCUCUGAAGUGCAUAUCCAGGGGCAAGCAUUGCAUACAUAAGACAUCUUAAUCGGGGAAACACACUUUAAGUUUGGCUUUUAGCAUGUUAAAAAGUGAUGCCCAGUGACUAAGACUUUGAAAAACAUAAUAAUGACUAAAAUGAUUUAAAGGCAGAUAUCUCAGAAAUAUGAAGACCUUAAAACAUUGAGAAUCUUAGAUCAUAUAUGCUCCAUUCUAAAUAAACCAGUGUUGGACCUAA